AUUAGAGACGGGAAAACGCGUCUAUCAUGCGCCUAGCUGGUGUUUGCCAGUGGUCAAUACGUACUGGAUGACAGCGUUGGUUUGGGUCGAAAGUUUGAUGGAAUUGGCGGUCUCAGUGCUGGCGCUGUAAGGAUAUCGACUUCCCUAGAUGGUUUUUGCAAUUGGGCGUUUGCAUUUCCUAUGCGGUUAAUAAAGUUUAGUGUACUUACUAUAUAUCUACUCUAGAUGUACUUGUGGUUGUAACUAAAAUCGUUCUUUGUUAAUUGUGAUUAAGCUCUAGUGAGUAUAUUGAUUUACUAAAUUAUUUUUAAUUAUGUCAAGUCUUCACGUCUAUUAUCUAAUUACCCACAAGAGCAGCUUGGUCAAAUUCUUGAUUAUUUGUUCAAACCAAAUUUUGGAGCUGCCCUGCAGAUUCUAAAAGUGGAAAUAGGAGGUGAUGCUCAGAGCACAGAUGGAACUGAAUCAUCUCACAUGCACAGUCGCGAUGAGGAAAACUACCAGACGGGAUAUGAGUGGAUGCUUAUGGUGGAAGCAAAGAAGAGAAAUCCUAACAUCAAGUUGUAUGGUUUGUCAUGGGGUUUUCCAGCAUGGGUUGGCAAUGGAUCUGGCAGUCCAUAUAAGUUUCCCAAUCAGACUGCUGAGUACGUUGUUAAAUGGGUACUUGGUGCAAAGAAGUAUUAUAAUUUGGACAUUGACUAUGUUGGGAUUUGGAAUGAACGUAGUUAUGACUCUACAUACAUCAAGGUGUUGCGUCAUCUUUUGGAUGAGAAUGGGUUACAGCACACACGUAUUGUUGCUCAUGAUGGUGGUUGGGAUAUUGCGGGUGAUAUACUGAAAGAUCCCGACCUUGCCAACGCCGUUGACAUUAUUGGUGCACAUUAUCCAGGAACGACUAGUUCAUCAGAUGCUGCAAUGACUGGCAAACAGUUGUGGGCAAGUGAAGACUACAGCACAUACAAUGACCUGACAGGCGGAGGCUGUUGGGCCAGAUUGUUGAAUCAGAACUACAUCAAUGGCAACAUGACAAGCACAAUCACCUGGAAUUUAAUUGCCAGCUAUUAUUCAGGUCUUCCUUUUUACCGAGAUGGUCUCAUGACAGCAGCCCAUCCUUGGACUGGUCACUAUGAUGUGGAAAGUCCUAUCUGGGGUUCAGCACACACAACACAGUUUACGCAACUUGGAUGGUCAUAUCUAAAGCAUGGAUAUGGUGUUGGCCACCUUGAAAAAGGAGGAAGUUAUGUUACUCUCAUUUCACCAGACAAGAAGGAUUGCACUAUUGUUAUAGAGACAAUGAGUCAUGACCACUCUGUGUGUGUUCGACCAAGACUGCCACCUUAUAGUGUUGCCAAUCAGACAGCCAAUUUUGAACUGAAGGGCAGUUUGGCAAAUAUCAAAAUUUUGCACAUGUGGAGAACACACCAUGACUUCACUGGCAAUGGCACAAACUAUUUUGAACAGACGAGUGACAUUGAGGUUGCAAGAGGGAAAUUCACUAUAUCCCUAGAUGUUGAUAGUAUUUGGACGCUCAGCACAACAACUGGUCAGAAGAAAGGCAACUACUCCAAUGUCCCAAAUCCUGCACCAUUUCCUGUACCAUAUCAUGAUGACUUUGAUUCUUAUGCUGAGUAUAGUGAAGCAGCAAAUUUUGCUGACCAAAGUGGUGUAUUUGAGAUUUACGAUACCAAAUCAUCUCAUGGCAAGGUGAUGCGUCAGGUUGUAUUGGAGCGACCAAUAACGUGGUGUAACGAUGCGAACCAACCAAUCAGUCUACUAGGAGAUCAAAGCUGGCAAGAUGUGAAUGUGUCAGUGGAAGGAAUGGUCGAGAAGAACACGUCAGUCUUUGUUGCUGCUCGUGUUCAUACUGGAGGUUGUGGAAUAGCUGGUACAGAUGGCUUCUUCCUCUGGUUGAGUUCUGAUGGUCCAUUUACUAUAACAUCAGACCUGGCUGGUAAGAAAGUUCUCAGUAAAGGGGAUGGGCAUGGCAAGGCAGGCCAGUGGUUCACACUGUUUAUACAUGUGCUGAAACAGACAGCCAUAGCAAUGAUUAAUGGAGAAAUAGUUUACCAGACAGACAGCUUCACUGGCAGCAGUAGUGGUUGGGCAGCUAUUGGAACAUCAUCAUUCGACUAUGCUCAGUUUGACAACUUUUAUGUGAAUUCAAGUGCUCUACCAUGCUUAUCUCAGCCCUCUGCUGGUCAGAGUGUAGUAAUGAGUGCCAGGUCAACUAUCAAGAUGUGGCAAAUGAACGCUGAUGGCACUAUUCAGCUAGUCAAUACAUCAUUCUGUCUUGAUGUUAGUGGUAAGACAUCUGCUGGAGGGUUAAAUGUUGUCAUUGAAAAAUGUCAAUCUGGUUCCUCAACUCAAACAUAUUUGUAUGAAAAGGCUCGUAUGUUGCUGAAACUUAAGCAAAGCAACAACUGUUUGGAGAUUAUGAACAUGGACACAAGUGAAGGUGCAGAAGUGGAGUUGUGGCCUUGCAAUGGUGGUGCCAAUCAGCAGUGGCUUAUCCCAUCUGGACCUGGUCUUAUCAACAUUCAAUUGGAUAACACAUACCUUGCAGUAUGCCAUUAAUAUCUCAUUUGGGAAUUGUAUUAUCUAUCUUCAUGCAUUUGUGUAUCAGC
Molecule: messenger RNA, 2621 nt
Organism: Corticium candelabrum
Lineage: Eukaryota; Metazoa; Porifera; Homoscleromorpha; Homosclerophorida; Plakinidae
Product: galactocerebrosidase-like
Exons: 23
Coding region: 472-2571 (699 amino acids)
Biological process (GO): galactosylceramide catabolic process
Cellular component (GO): lysosome
Molecular function (GO): galactosylceramidase activity
Source: RefSeq, a predicted model, not a curated record